Spirodela intermedia is the source of this 8106-nucleotide messenger RNA. The record is from the annotation of a GenBank genome assembly. Lineage: Eukaryota; Viridiplantae; Streptophyta; Magnoliopsida; Alismatales; Araceae.
AUGUCUGGAGGUGGCUCACAACCGACUCUUAGGAAGUACCUGGGAGCCAUAAAGGAUACUACAACAGUGAGCUUGGCUAAAGUGAACAGUGAUUACAAGGUUAGAAUCCCUCACGUAAUAGGUUCCUUCUUAGCAUUGAUUUUCUAUUUCGAUCAGACUUGUUACAGUUCCAUAUUUGUUUCCUGGACCUUGCAGGAACUGGAUAUUGCAGUUGUGAAGGCGACUAAUCAUGUUGAGCGCCCUCCCAAGGAGAAGUACAUAAGAGGUCAUCACUUUCAUACGCUGCUCUUUAGUGGGAAGUGUCUAGCUUCUUUGUUUCCUUGCGCGAGUUAAAAUAAAAACUCUAGUAUGAGUCAAAAUAAAAUUUAUUAAAGACUGUGUCCACUGAAUUUUUUUCUUAGAACCCUUUGUUGAUUUUAGCUUUAUUUUAUUUUAAUUUAUUUUUUUUCUUAUGAUGACUUAAUACAUGCUUUAGUUAUCUCUGUCUCAGGAAUCUUGCCUUUCUACUAUAAAUUGAUCAUGGAUUGUGUCUCACCUUCUGAGUUUCAGGAAUGACUUUUUGUAGCUUAAAAUCUUUACUCGGUUUUGUUUUUUGGGGAAAUAGAUAGAAAGAAAAUUUGAAAUGCACGUGUACGAAUUAUAUUGACAAUAAUAGUUAGGCAUUUUCAACUAAGUUGUCUCUCAAAACGAACCGUCACAUCCAUUAUAAAGGAGUUUCGACCCCUUCGUAAAGCAUGUAUUAAGUCAUCAUAGAUCAAUUUAUAGUGUACAUUUUGGAUCAGAAUGGGUUGGUUAUUUGCUCCUUUUAGUGUACAUUUUAUGUUUCAUUCAAGUUUAUUCGUCAUUUCCCUAUUUUACCAGAAUAGCUCAAAAUGUUUGUUACUUCUCCGCAGCUAUAUUUGCUGCUAUCUCAGCUUCAAGACCUCGUGCUGAUGUGGCUUACUGUAUCCAUGCUCUUGCCAGGAGACUUGCCAAAACCCAUAAUUGGGCGGUAAGAAUUAAUUUUCAUUCAAUGUCUCCAUUUUUAGUUUAGGCUGUAUGCACUCGGUGUAGAAUGAUCUAUGGAAGUGUGGUAGAGUGGCUCUUCUGAUAAAAGAAAAACUAAUCUCCAGGAUUAUGGAAAAGCUUGUUCGUUUUGAUGCUAAAUCAAACGUAUUCGUUAUUGGUGUGUAAGUGGGAUUGGAUUAAGCUAACUUACGUAAUGGUGCUCAUAUGUUGAUGGUUCCAAAUUGGAUUCUACACGCUAGGAAAAUCAUAUCAUUCAAGAAUAAAAAACGAUUCCAAGUUCAUGCAGGAAUUCAGAGCACAAUUCAACUAGGCAGCAAGCUUUUAUGUUUGUUUUUUUGAAAAGGUUACCCUCCGCAUGGAUAGACCAAGAAGAGGGAAUCAUUGACUAUGGUUAUUUCAAAAUUGUCAAGCCUGCCAACUGCAGUCAAUUGAUUAUGAAAAUGAGCAGGUCCUCAUUUUCUGCUUCUGGACAAGUUCAUUCCUAUAUUUCUAGAUUAUUUCACCAUAUUCGAAUUCUUUGUGAGAAUCUCCCACAAUGAAUUUUUCUUUACCCUUCUUAAUUUCAAGUGGUGGAUGCCUCUCCUAAAACAUGACAUCCUCAUCACUUUCCGAGAAAUGGCUCCUGUCCAGGGUCUGUUGUCAUAAAUCAGACAGAUAGAGGCCAUUUCAUCAGAUUCAGACAAAUUUUUCAAUUUCUGACUACACACAUUUCUUUCACGUUCACCCAUGUUCAUUAGCUUAUUCUAUUUUGAUUAGUUGAUAAAAAUGUUAUUAUUAUUCAGGUGAUACAGUUCAACAUGAUCAGUUCUAUCUGGGUUCAACUGAUUCAGUUUCAUGUUUUCAUUUGAGACUUUGUACUAUCUCAGUCUCCUUCUUUUCCUUAUCUCUAUGUGGUUUCUUUUCCAUAUCUAUUCUUCAGCAGACUUAAUCUGAGUGAUGUCUGUUUGAUCCUUCCAAUGCCAGAGCUUGAUAAAGUUAAUCUGGUCUGAUCUGAAAUUCUCCAAGCCAUGAUUGAAUGCCUUUUAGCCAGAAUCACACCUCACUUUGCCAGAGUGGAUGCCUUUUAAACUAAUAGAAGAUGACUCUGAAAAAUUCCCAAGAAAGAACUGUCAACUAUGGUCAGAAUGCAGGGGUGUCACAAGAAAAUUGCUAAUAAAAAAUAUAUUUUCCCUGAAUAAAUUGUUUAUUAGGCUCAGACUCAUCCUAUUGGCGCCCCUAGUGUAAAAGCAUUGCUUGAUAAGUAAACAUUUAUGUCACUACAUAUACAUAUUAAUUGGAAAGUAUAUGUUUCCCAAAUUCGAUUGUCGUUGCUUUUCAAUGACAAGAAUUAGAUUUGGUUUAUUCCAAAUAUUGAUGUGUGUCCAUGCUCUGGCUGUAAGGAUACAACUUAUCUGCAAAGGUAAUCAAACAAACAGAGAACCUGGAAAAUGACAUUACUAGUGACUAGUAUUGCAGAAGCUAUGCUUGUGCCAUGAGUUAGUCCAUGAAAGGAACUAAUAGAACAACAGAGCCACUAUUUUUAGCUGAAACGUCUGAUCAUCGACUCUUGGCUGCAUUGUCGGGAUUUCUUCUUUACUGUUCCUUCCUGCAAGUUGUAUUUCGUAGUUCGUUCUGUCAAUCAUUACUGUAGCUUUGUCUUUCGGCAUGUAACUUGCUCAUGCCGAGCACUCAUUGAACACCCCAUAUAUGUAGGUUUGUCUAGACUCAUUAACCAAAUGGAGAACCACAUGGAAACACAAGCGUGACUUCUCUACCUGAAUGACAGACGGCAUUGGAAACACAGGCGUGACUUCUCCACCUGAAUGACAGAUGGCAUUGGAAACACAAGCGUGGUUACAUUGACUUCUCUACCUGAAUGACAUCCACACUUGUGUUUCCAAUGCCUUCUGUCGUGAAUGUCUUCCCCUUGUAGUACUACCUCUGAUUCUCAAUUGAAUGUAAUAUUUCUUAUACGAAUUAAUUUAAUAACUUCUAUUCAGACUUUUUUCCAUUUUAUUAUCCAUUUUAAACACCACCUUUUUUUAUCACCAUGGUGAACGUAAAUAUCAUAUCAGCUAUUGGUUGGAUCAGUUGUCUUCUUUCAGGUUCGAACCUAACCCGUUUCACUUCAAUGCUAGGUUGCAUUAAAAACAUUGAUCGUCAUACAUCGUGCAAUGAGAGAAGUUGACCCCACUUUUCGUGAAGAGCUAAUUAAUUAUGGAAGAAGCAGAAAUCAUAUGCUCAACAUGGCUCAUUUCAAGGAUGAUUCCAGUGCACAUGGUCUUACUAUCUAUAAUACUUUUAUCUCAAAUUCUUGAUCCAUUGGUCAGUGUCAGUAACAAAGUCUGUUAAUUUUUGUCCAGCAUGGGACUAUUCUGCAUGGGUGCGCACAUAUGCUUUGUAUCUAGAAGAGAGACUUGAAUGUUUUCGGGUACUCAAGUAUGAUGUUGAGACAGACCCUCCGGUAUGCAUUUCUACUUGAUUACAGUAGAAAUUAUCUGAAUUUGGUUCAUAAACCUUUAUCAGUUCGAACUUGCUAAGAAAAUGGAACAUUUUUACUUUUUCCAACAAAUUCGUUUUGUUUGACAUGGGACAUGAGUUUCAUGCUGCGUAGUAUAAGUGGAAAAAACUAAAUAGGAAAUUCCAGGGGAUCGUUUUAUGAUUGAUAAAGCAAGUUCUUACAUUAUUACUCUAAAAGUUUACUUUGGUAAUUACUCUUAGAUAAAUUGAUCUGCCUGAUAAUUUUAUAUUAGAAGUACUCUUGAACUUGUCAAGAGCCACUUGGAAAUCCGUGAAACUUGGAAAGCUAUCAAAAAGUUUCAAACUACUUAUUUGUUAUUUGCUUAUGAUUGCCAGCUGAAUGUAUUAAAGAAUUUGUUUCCUUAGAUUUCAUUCAAAGUAGUUGUCAAUCUGCAGUGACAUAGGAGACCUUACGACCAACAAACAUGAAGACUAGAUUGCCAGAAGAGUCAGAAAAUAAAGUAUACUUUGCAUGCGGUAUUCCCACUGAUUUCUGACAUACUUUGGAUAGUGGGAAUCUCCUUGAACUGUUGAAUGUGCGUACAAUGAGUCCUCAAAUGGGGAGGCAUUUUCUGCAUGUUAGAUGUGAAAUGUAGAUAAUUUUUAAGUUCGCGAGCUACAUGAUGAUGAAGCAGGUUUUGUCUUUUUAUUACGUAGUGAGCAAGAGGAUAUAGUAGAUGGAAAUAAAAUCUAGACAAAGGCAUUGUUCUCUUUUAACUUUGCUCUUUUAUGCUCAUAUGUCAUUGAUUCUACCUUGGUUGAGCCACAGGAUCAGAUUGUCAGAACACAUAAGUUGAUGGAUGAUGUAAUGUUUCAGAUUUUCGUAAUUCUCUUUGAAAGGGAUUUUAAUUUCAUAAGUUGAAAAGUAAGUCUGAGAUGGUUUUUGUUUGCAUCUUUUUUAUGUUGUUUCUGAGUAUUCAACCCAUAGAUAAUUCACACAUUAUAUCUCUCGAUCAUUAGUUCCAACAAUAAAAGAUGAUAAGUUAUGCAUUUGUACCGGUGAAGUUAUUCUCAGUUGACUCUAUUCUUUCCUGCAAAGGAUAGAGAAUCUGUAUAGUAGACCAGAGCUUUCAGAAUUUUUGUGAAUCAAAUAAAUGAUUUCAAUGGUUCAUAAAGAUUAAUCAAUGUCCGCUGACAAUAAACCUUUUUCCUUUUCUCAAUUGGAAACCUUUUUCUGGGAUUUCAUAUUUUUUCCCUGUAAGCAGAGAAAUCGGGAUCUGGACACUGUAGAACUGCUUGAACAGUUGCCCGCUCUUCAACAGCUUUUAUACCGUCUUCUUGGCUGCCUGGUAUGUCUUGAUCAUCCAACCUAGGGGAUUUUCUUGUUCCAUUGAGUGCAUAUCCUGAUAAAAUGACUACAUGUCAGCUUUCAUGAGCAAAAACUGAGCUUACAGCUUCCUUGCAGCCACAAGGAGCAGCUUCAUACAACUUCAUUAUUCAGUUGGCAAUUUCAAUGGUGAGGAAGGUUCAAGUUCAGUUUUAUAAUAUGACUAGUUCGGAACUUACUCUUGUUACCCAUUCAUCACUUUGGGUUAUUUUCGGUAGGUUGCUGGAGAAAGCAUUAAAAUUCAUCAGGCAAUUGACAAUGGUACACUUAAUUUGGUUGACAAGGUACGGGUAGAUUUUCUGCUCCUGAAAACCAAUAUAUUUGGCUUCUUUGUAGUCACUUCCUAUUAUGGUGGCAGUUCUUUGAGAUGCAACGACAUGAUGCUAUUAAGGCUCUUGAGAUAUACAGAAGGGCAGUGCAACAGGUAAUAUCUUCGUCUCUGUGGCCCAAAGGUACUUAUGUAUCAUGUUAACUUCGUUCUCUAUUUAUCUUUUACAUAUAAGGCUGCUGCAUGUGCAACCGUUCUUUAUAUUUUCCAUGCUAGCUAGCUUAUUAAUGUAGUAUUGUUACGGAUAUUAAGCAUAUAACGAUAAUAAUUAUAUUAGCUUGCUCUUGAAAAUUGUGUUGAGACUUCGUCAGGAUUUUAUUGUGGCAGAUAAAAGCAUUGCCACAAAGCUUAAGACAUCAAUUUAAUGGUCGAAUUGACUUUUUGGCUUUUAGGGAGAGAGAUUAUCUGAAUUUUAUGAGGUGUGUAAAAGCAUUGACAUCCGACGGGGCGAAGGAUUUCCCAAGAUUCAGCAGGUCUCUGUGCUGUACUGAUUUAUUGAAAUAUUUCCGUUCAUUUGUUGCAGAAACAAAUUAUCAGUGAAGAAUUCUGCCAUCCUAGUAACUAAUUUUUUUUUCUAAAUAAUGAUGCAGCCCACACCUUCAUUUCUCACUGCCAUGGAGGAAUAUGUAAAGGACGCCUCACGAGCUCGGGUACUUUACAGAACUUUGCCAUGACUUUCAUACAAUUGAACAGAUAAUUGUAGCUCCAAAUGCUCUUCUUUCUUUUCUCCAUUCCCUUCACCUCCUUUCCUCGCUUAUUUAUUCUUCUGACAAGAGGAGAAGGCUGUCCCUGCGAGCGGUCAGUGGCAUGACGCAGCCUGUCCUUGCAUGUGUGUGUGGGGGGCUGUGGUAUGACAGGCCAGACCUCGAAUGGCUUGCAGUCUUCUGGAGACGUUUGGUGUGGCUCCCACAAAUAAAACUUCUAAGGCCAAUUCUGCCAUUUUGAUGACUUAGAGAUAUGACUUUGAUUUCUGCAGAAACCAAACUCAAGGCCGAAUUCAGCCACUGGAACUCGAUUUUAUAAUUUUAGCUUUAGAAUUUCUAUUUUGGUCUUAAGAUAUUAAGAAGUCGAGCUAACUUUCUCCCUUGAUUCUUAGCACCUGAUGGGCCUGUUUUUAAGUGUGCCUGGCCUUGCUCUUUGAGCAUCCGCCCAAAUUCAAUGAAAAUGCUCAUAACUGGCACAGCCGGCUUAACUUAUAAAAACGUUGCAGAGAAAUUGGGGCAAUGGGACCUCUGUUGAAUUAAUCCCUGCCGUUUUGCAUCCUUCUUCCUUCUCUCUUGACAUCUGAGCCAUUUCUCAUGUCUAUUUCAUCAGGCAAUAGAUGACAAACCCAAAGUCUUGGCAAUCGAAUAUAAGAAAGAACCAGAAGCACAGGAGCCACCAAAGGCUUCCUCCCCACCCCCAGAGCCGGCUGCUGAACCAGAGGAUGAUCAACUUCCAGUCCCAGUUCCAGAGCCGAGUGAUCUGUUGGUAAUAUUCUUUCCGUAGUGCUCUGUCUUACGAUUGGUAGUUUCCAACUUAGGUUGCCAAGUCACUGCUUUCUGCAUUGGAUUCUCAGGGACUCAGUGACCCCAACCCAGAUGCAUCUGAACUAGACAAGAAGAAUGCUAUGGCUCUUGCCAUCGUCCCAGUUGGUAAGCAAGUAAUGAAUGCAUGAGUCCUUGAUGAUUGCUGAGUGCUCAAAGCUUACACUUAUGCUUCUACUUUUUGAUUGCAGAUACUGCGACGAGCACCCCUUCUUCUUCGGGAUCAAAUCUUGGGCAGACGACCACCGGCUGGGAAUUGGCACUCGUGACUGCCCCAAGCUCAAAUGAGAGUGCUGCUGCUACAAGUAAACUGGUAUGCUCCGCUCUCCACCGUAGUCUUGUUCACUUUUUCUCGUCAAUUUAAAUUGGAGACCUGUUAGGAUUUAAUCAGAUUGAGCGGGACAAGUGAAUCAUAUGGGUUUAAGUUCAUGAGCCUACUCCACUCACUGCCAAUUAGUUUUGUGUUGAGUUUUCCCAUUAUUAUUGUGUCGAGUGCAUCAAAUACUGUCUUGAAUUUGUGCCUUAUCUGUGUCAUGAGGCCGAUGUUUUAGAAUUUUUGUCGUUGAAUGAGAUAAUUAAUUCAUGGGAUUAAAUAUGUUGGGUAAUUCCACUUUUUUAAUUGAUUUUGCAUUUGAUGGUUUCAUUUUUUUUUUCAUAUGCUGCCAGUUAUGUUCAUGAGUUUGCGUCCUAUUUGUUAUCAACUUGUCAGAGCAAUAAAGAAGUUGCCUUUUUCGUGAGGAGACAUUAAAAUAUUAUCCAAUUGGACAAUACAAUUAGACAUAUGGUCGUACUGUACCUAAUAUGAAAUAGUUUUAUGCUGGAUGGUCCAAUUCUGGUGUUACCAGGCUUCUUUUUCUUGAAUACCAUCCGCAGUAUAAAUGCCCCCAUGUUUAUAUUUCAUCCCAACUCUUUGACGUAGUCUUUUUUGUUUUCAAAUUUUCUGGGUAAGCUGGGAGGAUCACAAGCUCUCACUGGGCAGUUCUUUUUUGUGUCUACUUACAACUCGUUGACUUUGAAAUUUUCUUGUCAAAUUUGCUAUUUAGGCUGGGGGCCUCGACAAGCUCACACUGGACAGCUUGUAUGACGAUGCUAUUCGACGGGCCAACCAGCCAACAAGCUACAACCCAUGGGAGCCAAUGCCUGCAGCUGGAGGCCCCCUGAUGCACCAAGCGAUGGCCCAUGACCCCUUCUAUGCCUCCAACUCCAUCGCAGCCCCUCCCACCGUCCAGAUGGCAGCCAUGGCCCAGCAGCAGCAGGCCUUCAUGAUGCAGCAGCAGAUGAUGAUGAUGGGCCAACAGCCGCACCAAUCCUUUGCAAACCCAUUCGGCAAUCCUUAUGCGGCGGUGCCCAUGGCAGCUCCUCCAUACAACCCCUUAACCCAUCCCCAUGCUUCACACACCUACAGGGGCUUCAUCUGA